CAGCCUCGGGGGCCGCCGGCUCCGCGGAGCCCUGAGCGGGGAGCGCUCUGACUGCCUCCCGGUAACGCCGGCAGGGCGGGGGCAGCCGGCAGCAAACCGCGAUCCCCGCGGCCUCUGGUUUUGAUGUGUUUGCCGAGGCUCCCGGUGUUGGGUGUUGGAGGGGCGCUGAGGGCCGGGCUGUGGGCUAACCCCAGGUGUUCCGAACCCGGCUGGGGCAGGCACACGCCUGUGUGUGGGCACAGGGAUGCAGGAAGAACGCCAGGCUGGGGAAAACUUAGAAUCGCAGAAUUAUAAAAUAUGAAUUUCUAGGCCCCCAGAAAGAUCACCGAAAUCCGUUUCGUGGCCCUGCACAGAACAGCCCUAAGAUUCGCACCACUGAGAGAGUUGUCCAAAAGCUCCUUGAGGUUGUCACGCUUGGGGCCGUGACCCCAUCCUUGGGGAGUCUGUUCCGGUGACCCUCAGCCCUCUGGGUGAAGAGCCUUUAAAAUCCAGCCUAAACUUCCCCUGCCACAGCUUCACUGUUCCCUCGGGUGCUAGCACUGGUCGCCAGAGGGCAGAGAUCAGCGCCGCAAAAAACGUGGAUACACUUGCUGGUUCUCUCCGUGAAAUAUUUUAACAGAGUGUCAGUGGUAGAAAAAUGAAAACAAACAAACAAAAGAUUAAAAAAAAGUACCCAGUCACAGUAAAUAAAUGUGCUUUAUUUCUGAACUUGCUAUGCUUGCAUGCUUUAAGGCUUCGUGGCGUUUGGGAAUUUAUUCCACAUUGCGAGGUCCUUCAGCAGCUCCGCAGCGGUGCUUGUAACGCGCUGUGUCUGUGUUUGCAGGGCCUGGGUUUCCGUCCCCCUCCACACUCGCACAGCGACUGGAUCGGGCCCCCGGACAAGCACUCCAACCUGCGCCCCGUCAUCUUCUACGUGCCCCCCGAGGAGUCGGCGCUGGAGCGGCGCCUGCGGGAGGCGCGCCAGGAGGCGCAGGCCAGCAACCAGCGCUUCUGGGCACGGCACAACCGCGCCUUCCGCCAGGAAAAAGAAGAAUUUAUUUAUUCAAGACUGAAAGCCAAGGGUCUGGAAAUGAGAGAUGAAUCAGGGAAAGGCACAGUGAUUUUGCUUACAGGUCUCAUCCUUAGGCUGGUUCCAGGUGUGUUGUGACUGCUUGAGACAGCAGGAGGCAGCAAAAAUGUCUGCAUGCAUCUCCUGAGGCUGCCAGGAGGCAACGAGCACCAGCCCAAGCCGGAGCAGCCCUGAAGCCACUGUGAUGGACCAUGUGUGGGAUGAGUUUGCAGCAGCCCCCUGCCAGUCCAGGCUUUCUGGCACUCAGCAGUGCUCUGCUCACACUGCUGCCUCCAAAGAACCCACUGAUAUGAUUCAGCUGCAGACUUGGCUGUGAUACUUCCAUCAGCUGAGCCAAAACACAUUAACAGGCAAAACACAAGUUUCAGAAUCGUAAGAAAUUCAGGUCACUAUUCAUAUCUCAUUGUAAAAGAACUUCCUGUUGACAAAUUGUAAGAAAUCCUUGCCAUGGAAAAAUCAUGACUGGGGUGUAGCAUACACUGGCUGUUUUUAAAGGGUUCCAGAAAAGCUACAGACUUUAAUUCCUGGAAUGACUCAAAUAAUUAAAAGUCUAAAUUCUUGGGAGAGAGCAGAGGGGGUAUGUGCUGUUUUGCAAAACAGACUUUGUAGUUAAGGCUAUUUGAGUAGACAAAAUCCAUGAAUUUCAAAUUUCAAAAGAGUCUCACUGCCUUGAUUGCUUUCCAAGUGGUUGUAUUACCCUGGAGUGUCAUAUAGAAAAUAGCUGGUGUGACACAGCAUAAAUAUUCUGCAACAAACCAAGUCCAGUCAGUUCUAACCUUAGUAACUCUACAAUAAAUACUUAGGGGAAAACACUUAUUUGUUCAAAAUUUUAUAAGAAUGGAAGACAAAAUGGAAACUAAGUUCCAAUGAAUAUGUAAGAAAAUGUCUUCUGAAUUUAUCAAUCUUCUUUUCACAUUUACCAAAAUAGCAUCUCACUUUUACUGUCAUGUUUGGAAAACCUCCAGUUUCCUCAGGCCUCAUGAAAAAUUCCAUCAUGGAAAACAGAACAAAAUACUAAGCUGACAUAUGAGUAAAUAGCCACAGGUGCCAAUUUGUGCCAAGGAAAAAAUCCAGCUCACUUCAAAGAAAAAAAUCAGUUCUGCCAUAGGAUAUUAUAGAGCAACUUGAAUUGACAAGAGAUGCUUAAAAUUAAUUUUGUUUGCUGCCUCUCCCCUUUUUGCUGCUGGGCAAAAGGGGCUCUAUUCGGGGGGACACCUGAGGGCUUGCUGGGCAUGUCUGAGUUACCAGGGUAUCUCAGCCCUAAAUCUGAGCUCCACAGGACUGAGUAAAACAGGGACAAGGUGGCUGAAGAGCUGCCACUGUGCAGAGCACUUCUCCAUCUCAGGAACAUUUUUUUCUCAGGCUUUUAAAUCAUGAGGUUCACAGUUUCUCUAAAAGAAACAAAGCAGCUUAUUACUUACUGACUUGAGUCUGUAAUUUAUAGGUAUUAUCAAACAGCCACCUAGCACUCAAUGUUUGUAUGUAAUUAACAAUGUCAUUUCAGUAUUUAUAGCUACUAUAUGUUUACAUGUAAAUUAGAAAAGCAAUCUUACUUGUUUACAAUAUGGACUUUGGUUUUGGGCACUACCAACAGAACUCAUAACCAAAAAUUCAUAACCAAAUUCAUAGGAGUGUUCGUAUGAAUAUUCAUUCAGAAUUCAUAAGUAAAAAGAGAUAGAAAAGAAGUUAAAUUAAUUUAAAAGAUGGUUAACACAGCAUUCCAGCCUCUUUUGGCUGCAAAAUGAGUGGGAUGGGAAAUGACAAAUGUGUGAACCAUCCUUUAAAGGAAUUUAGAGUGCUUUCUGCAUUGGUGCACAGUAAACCUGGCAGCACCAUUUUACAGUUCUGUAGUUAAUUACAAGGAUGAAGGGCACGUUCAGCUGCUGCCCACGAUGGAACCAUUUACAGGGGAGAUUUCUGGUCAGUGCUAUACACUGGGGAAGGAAGAUAUGUUACUCAUCAGCCUCCUCUGUGUGAGUCAUGGCAGCUUUCAAACAUAUGGUGAUGGUGUACUUUGUGGCCCUUCAGCAUGUAAUAUGAGGUGUAACACUGUGUAGGCAGUGCAUUUCACUUUCAUGGCUAAUUUAUAUUUAUCAGUUGUUCCCAGCUUUGUCUUAGUUUUAAGUGAGGCAUGUGUCAGUUCCUGUUUGCAGCCACAUUAUCUUCAAUAGGUAAACUUUGAUAAAAAACUGCACUAUAUAUGUCUUUGAAACAAUUUCAAUAUAUUCAACAAUUUCAAUAUGUUUCAAUUUGAGCUUUCAUUCAGAUAAUAAUUUUAGACAUUAAGGAAUAAUCUUAUGUUAAAAUACAUGGAUUUAAAAUCUAAAUGCCAUGCAUAUGGCAUGUUUCAGCAAUUCCCUAGGACUUUCCCAGGAGGCUGUAGUUAAUUGGUGUGGCAGAGUGAACUGCUCUCUGUAAUCAGAACACCUCCAACAGUCCAGGUGUUUUAGGUGACAGUGCUGUCAUAGAUAACCAUGGCAGCGUGGAUUUUUUCCUUCAAAGAAAUUACUACAAGCUCCACUCUGUGAAUUUUCCUAUGCCCAGCUGACCACCAAAGUCAAAGGCCAAGGAGUCCUGCUUUAAAUUCUUAUUUAUAAUUGUCCUCUAAAGUAAAAUUGUAGCCUCAGAAUAUCUGUAAUGACCUACAUACCAAUGAGGUAACUGCCUCCUUAGCUGGUUGCUGCAUAAAUUACCUAAAUUAAAUCUAGUCUUUGGCACAAGGAAAACCUUCAGAACAUGAUGUGAUGCAGCAGUGUCUGCCAAACUUGUCAAACUAAUAACAUCCUCUCACUGUUUUUUUUAUACCUAUACUGGUGAAUAAAAAACCUCUACACAG
Molecule: messenger RNA, 3905 nt
Organism: Zonotrichia albicollis (white-throated sparrow)
Lineage: Eukaryota; Metazoa; Chordata; Aves; Passeriformes; Passerellidae
Source: RefSeq, a predicted model, not a curated record